Messenger RNA from Peronospora matthiolae, 435 nucleotides. The record is from the annotation of a GenBank genome assembly. NCBI's taxonomy places the organism in Eukaryota, Oomycota, Peronosporomycetes, Peronosporales, Peronosporaceae.
AUGAAUUUGUCUGUCAACCUGCUCUUGAUUGUGGUUCUGCUGCUUUUUUGUUCCAGUGACGUGGUUUCAAUCGCUGCGACGCCAGAGAACUCGUCCUUUCGUUCGGCUCCUUCUACUGAUGUUAAUGCACGUAAAGACGCCCGAUCACUGCGAGCGCUAAACUCGGCUGGCUUCAGCCAGCUGAUCAAUUCACUCACCACAAAAGUGAAGUCAUUCAUUCCAAGGACGGCUGCAUACGCUGCAGCGAAGCAGGCAAGAGCUAACAAAGCGGCAGCCGCACAGAAAGCUCGAAUUGAGCAACAAUCAAAAGACGACCAGGCGGCGCUCUUGAAAAUGGGCUUAAGUCGCUUCGAUCAAGAUGUUGACUCGGCGAUGUUGAAACUCCGCAGCCAGGAUUUCAGACGUGACGGCUAUUUUUUUUUUAAUCCUUUAUAA